Westerdykella ornata is the source of this 2271-nucleotide messenger RNA. RefSeq lists its product as uncharacterized. The coding region runs from base 1 to 2271 and encodes 756 amino acids. The record is from RefSeq and is a predicted model, not a curated record. Lineage: Eukaryota; Fungi; Ascomycota; Dothideomycetes; Pleosporales; Sporormiaceae. The transcript is spliced from 5 exons.
AUGUUGGACGAGAAUCUCCCCACCUUCUUCCUCAAACCGACGACAGACAACAAAUACAAUGAGGCCUUCUACUUCACGCAGCAUGGAACUGAACCGGAAGCGACUUACCUCCUCAACCACCUCGACCCUGCUUCCCAGGAAGCGCGGAACACAUACGCCGUAGCCCUCGUAGACCCGCACAUACCCGACGUAGUUUAUGCGGAGGUACUGGCAAAACCGGACUGGUCGCUGCCCACGCUGUCGCAGGAUGAGAUACGCAAGAACGGAGGCAUUGCACCACCACCGCAGCCCAUAUUCCCCACCGAGUUCGCGAUACAGCUCUAUAAUCCCGACCAGCAGGUGGUCCUGAAACAGCACGUCUCAAAAUGGACGAACGCUGUAUCUUACGAGUUCAGCAUGCCACAGACCUCGUUCAGAAUACCGAGCUCUUCAGUAUUAGAUCGUACCCAGCACGACCCCUUGGCAGAUCCAUCCGCGCCGAAGCUCAACUUUGCGUGGAGGCGGGAGGGCAGAAUCGGCAAGGAUAUGGCCUGCUAUCUGACCGGAAAGUCUACGGAUUUGACUGGCAAGAAAGCAAAGAAGAGCAAAGAGCCAGAUAUCACGAUUGCACUCUUUUCCUCUUUGAAAGAGAUGACUAUCAUGGAGCCGAACUUAUACCGUGUUGAGAUGGAAGACUUCAAGGGGCUUGAGGUUGUGUUGCUACUCGGGGCAGCCAUCAUCAGGGAUAUAUUCUUCGGCAACCCAAGGGAAGCGUUCCACAUCAUCGAUCCAGCGACAAGAAAGAACAGUGCAGGGCUUAAAGGUAAAAAGGGGUCUCCACCCCCACAUGCACUCCAUACCACUCCUCCGGUAGUGACCUCUCGACCUUCAACUCAAUCUCCCGUGCAAGCGCUCUCCAAAGCGGCCGGCGCGCAAGGCCUCUACUCUUCACCGACACUAGCGGGUCCUUCUCGUGCCUCUGCUCCCCCCAUACAGACAGCAAAUCAGCAGUCUCAACGACUAGACCCGCGCGCACAAUGGGAGAUUGACGCUGAAACAGCUCGAUUGAAGGCGCAAGCAGAGGCAGAAGCUCGCGAACAGAAACGCAAAGAGGAGAAGGCGCGGAAAAAGGCAGAAGAGGAGGAAGAAAGGAAGACGCGCAAGUUUCUAGAGCAAGAGGAAAAGCGAAGAAAACAGGAGGAAAAAGAGCGUCGACGACGGCAGGCCGAAGUUGAUGCGGAAACAGCGCGUCUCCGGAAACAGUUUGGGGAUCAGACUAAUCUGCUUCCUCAGGUAUCGAGACCUCAGCAACCGCCGAGACAAGGUAAUCUGCAUCCCCCGAGCCGACCCCAGCAACGACACUCCGCGCCGCUCCUGCAACCACCCUCGAGGCCGUCCCAGCGUCCUCCUCCGCAGCCAGCACGACCCAGUUGCUCGGGGCCGUACCUGCAGCCGCCUCAGGGACCUGGGCAUGGGCCAGGAGCCUCACACAGCUCCUUUUUCGGUAAUAGCCACAGUAAUGCAGGGACACAGCCGAAGAUGAAGAAGAAGAGCUUCUGGGGGCUGCGAAGUGCGAGCGAUUCGACAGUGAAUGGCCUGCGGAAGAAGCAGAGUAGCAUCAUGAAAACCGUCGCAAUUCUCGCCCUCGCGGGCGCCGCCUCUGCACAUUUCCGCGUCGAGUAUCCGUCGUGGCGUGGCGAUUCCUUUGCGGAUGGAGCAUCGCAGUGGUUAUUCCCUUGCGCCAAUGUCUCCGAGACCGUCGACCUUGGCAACCGCACUCAAUGGCCACCGACCGGCGGCUCCAUCCGGCUGAAGGUCUCACACCCCUGGGCUCUGACUUAUGUCAACUUAGGCCUCGGGACCAACGUCACAUCGUUCAACAUCAGCCUCGUUGACGGCUUCAACCAGACGGGCAACGGCACCUUCUGCUUAAAGGAGACCGGCAAUGCGAACAUCGAGGAAGCACUCAAGAAGGCCAACAUCAGCGCAGCGAGCCUUGACGGCCAGCAGGCCAGCCUGCAGAUCAUCCAGAUUGCGCAUAGCGGUGCUAGUCUUUACAACUGCGCGGACAUUACCUUCAACUCCUCGGCACCUCUUCUCUCCGACGAUGAGUGCAAGAAUUCGACUGGUGUUGGUGGCAUUGGAAUCCAGAACGCAGAUGCUGCUCAGACUGGCACCCCGACUAGUCCCACUGGAUCUACUAAGCCUACGGGCGCUGCUGCGGCACUGCUUCCUUGCGCUGGUGGAAGCGUGUUCGCAGCCUUGGUGGGAGCUCUGGUUAUGGUCAUGUAA